AUGCGCACUCAAUUCCUUCCAGCAGAGCUUUUUUUCAUCAUCUUCGAACAGCUGGACUUGGCAACCGUACUGCAGAGCCGAGGAGUGAACAGAGAAUGGAGAUCGACCAUCGAUGCUCACUGCCUCACCUGGAAAAGGUACGCGGUACACCUGCGAUUAAUAGACAAGAUAGGAUCAGACUUGCCCUAUGAGCAUGGGUACAAAGCGUUCGACGAACACGUAACCAGGAACACUAUCAGGAAAGGCGCCUUGAUGCUCGUGCCCAAGUAUGGUCGAGGGGGACUUUUUACAAGAUCGAGGGGAGUGUGGAAUGGCCCCGAGGCGAUGAGUCUCGAUCACCGUACCGAGCCCAGUUGUCUUGAAGUCCCGUUCUGGCUCGGACACAGUAGCGACACCUAUCAGCGCAUGCUCGUUCAUGCAGACCUCAUCAGUGGCAGACGCUUCGAGCGUGCCGUACGGGUGGAGCUUGAACCUACCCCUUCCGAUCCCGAUCAGUCUGCAACACACGAGCACAAGGGCCGAAGCUGCUUGUGGAAGCUCGUAAACGUGCUCUCGGAGAAGUCAUUCUGCUGUUUGCCCUGUUUACUUGGAUUGCGGAGCAUGGUUCAGAGUUUUCAAAGCGUCGAGCGGCCCGAGACCUCGGUCUACCAAUACAGAGCCCGAAAUCCGGGGACCUUGGAAUACAGAAACGGUGACUAUAAUGUAAACCACUCUUGGGAGGGCGGACGGACAGAAUUCAGUCUUGGGCGUGGCAGUUCCUUCGAAGGACUUCGGUCGUUGGACUCAGCAGAUAUAAAUGCCUUUGAUCGGCUCUACUUCCUGGCCUGGCCUAGCGAGCUGAGAAUUUUUCUGCGCUCGGAAGACGUCAGUGACGACGUGUAUGUUACUUUUGACGGCUUUCUAUCGCCGGAUUAUCACUUGGUCCUCCCGUCUGCACAACCUUUCUACCCAAGUCCACCUGGACCCGACCUGAGCUGUGCAUUUCAGUGUUGCUCUGUGGCCGGCAUCUCUCAUGGUCGAGCUUGUGUCAACGCACCCACCGUCGUGACUUGGAGCCCGAGACCAAGCACUCCAAUAUCCACCGAGCUUCUUCCGGCGUCGGUCGAUACCAUCCUUGUCUGUAAGCAGCUGCCAGCGACUAGUCGUCAGUCUUCGACUGAGCAGAGCGCUCCACUUCCCUCGCAGAAAGAAGACUCCACCAAGUUUGGCAAGAUCGAGAGCGUGGCAGCGGAUAUACGUACGAAGACUCUCGUUCUCGCUUUUGACUGGGGUCUCCUGCUAUUUCGCCCAUUCGAUGCCCUGAUCGAGUUGGAGAGCAAAGUCUCCGUAGGCGUCGUGGUUCACUUCAAGGGAGAGAAGAAGAAGGGCUAUCAAAGCAAGUGCAGGGGACUUGCGGUCUACGAUGGCCGCAUCUGCCACAGCAUUGAACACCGCGACGACGAUAGUCCCGGGUGCCGUAUGGUCAAGAAUACCAUCUUCGUCAUCGACCUGGAUCCUUCCCGUCUAAAUCCUACACUCGAUCCUACCGAGUUGCCGAUCGACUCUUGCCAAAUCCGAAUGCUUCGAGAAGAAGAGGUCUACCCUGUAGUCUUGGAGCAUACCUUUGAAUUUGUGGGCACAGACAUCGAGAUGGACGCGACAGGCAUUUACAUGAGAGAGCCCACUCACCUCAACUACAUCGAUUUUGGACUUGCGGUGGACCAUCCCGACACAAUGUAG
Messenger RNA from Ceraceosorus guamensis, 1719 nucleotides. RefSeq lists its product as hypothetical. Gene Ontology annotation, molecular function: protein binding. The record is from RefSeq and is a predicted model, not a curated record. The transcript is spliced from 3 exons. NCBI's taxonomy places the organism in Eukaryota, Fungi, Basidiomycota, Exobasidiomycetes, Ceraceosorales, Ceraceosoraceae. Bases 1 to 1719 code for a protein of 572 amino acids.